Ruditapes philippinarum (Manila clam) is the source of this 410-nucleotide messenger RNA. RefSeq lists its product as uncharacterized. The coding region runs from base 12 to 359 and encodes 115 amino acids. The transcript has 3 exons. NCBI's taxonomy places the organism in Eukaryota, Metazoa, Mollusca, Bivalvia, Venerida, Veneridae. Gene Ontology annotation, molecular function: protein binding. The record is from RefSeq and is a predicted model, not a curated record.
GAUAAGAAGAUAUGGGAAUUAGGUUAACUCUUUGUUUAGCUCUAUUUAAGUCCAGAUAUCAUAUAGAUCACUUAUUAUAUGGUAUUCAGUCUUCGCAAAGUAACACAACUAUAAUAGCAGAUAUGAGGGCAUUUGCGAUUUGUAUAGCUUUGGUUCUUGCCGUUGCCGGAAAUGUGUCCAGCGAAAAUUGUGAUAAUGUGUAUUGUCACUUUGGAAUCGGAUUUGUUAUGAACCGUAUGCCGACAAUUGCCGUUUGUGCAAGUAAUGGUGUGACGUAUGACUACUGUGACUUCAAGAAAGCUGUAUGUUUGGACCAUACAUUAAAAAUGGCAUCUAUCGGAGCAUGCCCAACGCCCUAAACUCCUUAGAUGUGAUACUGUGAUGAUGUUAUAAUAAAGUUCAAUAACUUA